AUGGCGGCCCUCAUCCUGUUCGCGGCCGCUGCAGCAACGGUCACUGGCUGCGAGCUCCCUCCCGGAACGCUACCCACAACCAUCACGGAGGGUUUCGCCAUCCAGGUUCAGAAUCCCGAGUUCCCCGUCAUCCACAACCGGCUCAUGAACCUGUGGGAGGCCGGUGGUGGUGACAAGCACCUUUACCUCGCGCCCGCCGGCAACUCGAGCGACUCCCUGACUCUCGUUGACGGAGUUGUCACUCUUGCCACUGUGGUUCCGACCAUUCGCGCUUACACCCCUGAAGACAAUACCACCAAGAUGUUCAUGACGGAGCGUGGUGAUCCCCGAGCUGUUUACGACGUGGCGUACGGCUGCAAUCCGGAUACGGACGAGGUUCAGACCGAGCUUGUCUUGCGUGCUCGUGGUAGCGAGCCGGGCGGACACAUUUGCGUGCGCUCUGCGUCUGGGGAACGACACGAGUUCCGAUACUCGCCACCUGAGAAUCCAGCGGACAAUCCAUCGAGGCCAUGCAUGCCUGUCAAGUUGGUGGUAGUUCACCCUUGA
Pyricularia pennisetigena is the source of this 546-nucleotide messenger RNA. RefSeq lists its product as uncharacterized. The record is from RefSeq and is a predicted model, not a curated record. Bases 1 to 546 code for a protein of 181 amino acids. NCBI's taxonomy places the organism in Eukaryota, Fungi, Ascomycota, Sordariomycetes, Magnaporthales, Pyriculariaceae. The transcript has 3 exons.